Molecule: messenger RNA, 378 nt
Organism: Abrus precatorius (Indian licorice)
Lineage: Eukaryota; Viridiplantae; Streptophyta; Magnoliopsida; Fabales; Fabaceae
Exons: 1
Coding region: 1-378 (125 amino acids)
Biological process (GO): protein ubiquitination
Molecular function (GO): ubiquitin protein ligase activity
Source: RefSeq, a predicted model, not a curated record
AUGGAUUUAGUUUUCCAUCGUUUAUUCCAUCCCUUUGUAAUCGAUUUCAACCUCUCUGGUUCAGAAAUGGCAAUAAGUACUAGUGGAGAAGAGCUUAGAAUACGCUAUGAUCACGUGUCCACCUCUGUGUCACGGGAAGAUUGCGCUGUGUGUCUUUGCAAUAUGGGAGAAACAGAAGAGGUUAUAACGCUGCGCUGUGAUCAUCUCUUUCACAGAGUUUGCAUAGAUAAAUGGGUUGGCUUCAACAGUGCCACUUGCCCUCUUUGCAGACACUCAAUGGGGCCAACAAAGGAAAUCGGAAAGUUAAGUGCUGAAAUUCAAUUAUUUGAGUCUUGUUCUAUCAACCCCCAUGACUAUGAGAUCAAGUGGUUACGCUGA